GUCGCCUUUGGUAUUUUAGUGCCCAUCCUUGUAUUGUUGUCCGGUGUAUUCGCCGGUUUAACGCUAGGUUACAUGUCUUUGGAUGAAACACAAUUGAGCGUUCUCAUGACAACGGGUGACGAAAUUCAACGUGAACGCGCAAGCAAGAUCAUGCCCAUUCGUAAAGAUGGUCAUUUGUUAUUGACAACUCUGUUGAUUGCAAACAUGAUCACGAAUGAAACAUUGCCAGUCAUCUUUGACCCUUUACUGCCUGGUGGCGUGUACAGCGUCAUCAUCAGUACCGCUCUCAUCGUUAUCUUCUCCGAAUUGAUUCCUCAAUCAACUUGUUCCCGUUAUGGAUUGCAAAUUGGAGCUGUAAUGGCCUUUCCCACACGCAUCAUCAUUCUCAUCUUCUACCCUAUUGCGUGGCCUGUCUCACGCAUCUUGCAUUGGGUUUUAGGUCCGCAUCAUGGUAUCGUGUAUCGACGAGCGGAACUGAAAGAAUUGGUCACGAUGCAUGCUGCUAGUGGAGGUCGAGGAGGAGACUUGAACCGCGAUACAGUUAUGAUUGUAGGCGGUGCAUUGGACUUGCAAGAAAAAGUGGUGAAACAGGCAAUGACACCGAUCGACAAGGUUUUUAUGUUACCCUUUACGGCCAAACUUGAUUAUCCUACACUUGAGAAAGUUGUCCGAAGUGGUCAUUCACGUAUUCCGAUCUACCAAGAAGUUGAGGUCCCUGUCAAUCAACCCAAGAGUGGAAACAGCACAGGCGCAGAUAGCGAUAAUACUGUAAAGACUAUUAUUCGCAAGAAAGUGAUCGGUACAUUGCUGGUCAAAUCAUGCGUUUUACUUGAUCCUGAAGAUGCUGUUCCCGUAAGCUCGAUGAUCAUCAAUGCGUUGCCUACCGUUCCGGGCGAUGAACCUCUCUUGAACGUCCUCAAUGUGUUCCAAGAAGGCCGUAGUCACAUGGCCAUCGUUAGC
Messenger RNA from Meira miltonrushii, 960 nucleotides. Its product is annotated as DUF21-domain-containing protein. Gene Ontology annotation, biological process: magnesium ion homeostasis. The annotation marks the transcript as partial. NCBI's taxonomy places the organism in Eukaryota, Fungi, Basidiomycota, Exobasidiomycetes, Exobasidiales, Brachybasidiaceae. The record is from RefSeq and is a predicted model, not a curated record. The transcript is spliced from 2 exons. Gene Ontology annotation, cellular component: intracellular membrane-bounded organelle.